AUGAUCUACGACUUUUCAUUGCAGAGUGGAGGUCAAGAUGGUGACCCCAUUAAGCACCCUUGGGUCAAGCCACGGGGAAACACACCAUUUGGUAUUGACAGCAUGCCAGACCUCCGCAAGAGGAGGCCGAUUCCUCUUGUUAGUGAACUGACUAUGAUGCUGUCCAGGAAAGCUGGACUCACUCACACACUAGCCACAAGGGCCUCCUUAAAAGAUGAAGAACUUAAAAAUCAUGUAUACAAGAAGACCCUGCAGGCUCUCAUCUAUCCCAUCUCCUGCACUACACCCCACAAUUUUGAGGUGUGGACUGCCACAACGCCCACAUACUGUUACGAGUGUGAGGGUUUGCUGUGGGGCAUUGCUCGACAGGGCAUGCGUUGUACAGAGUGUGGGGUCAAAGUUCACGAGAAAUGUCAAGAAUUACUAAAUGCUGACUGCCUGCAGAGAGCAGCUGAGAAGAGUUCCAAGACUGGGGCAGAGGAUCGGACGAACCACAUUAUCAUGGCUAUGAGGGACAGGAUGAAGAUCCGUGAGAGAAACAAGCCAGAGAUCUUUGAGGAAAUACGGAAGUUGUUUGAUGUUUCUAAGAUGAUCCAUGCUCAACACAUGAAGAGCAUUAAGCAGAGUGUCCUAGAUGGCACCUCCAAGUGGUCGGCCAAGAUCACUAUCACAGUCGUCAGUGCACAGGGUCUUCAGGCCAAGGACAGGACAGGCUCCAGCGAUCCAUAUGUCACCAUACAAGUAGGCAAGACCAAGAGGAGAACAAAGACCAUCUAUGGCAACCUGAACCCAGUCUGGGAGGAAAAGUUUAGCUUUGAGUGUCACAACUCAUCUGAUCGUAUCAAACUGCGAGUUUGGGAUGAGGACGAUGACAUUAAGUCCCGAGUGAAGCAGCGUCUAAAGAGGGAAUCAGAUGAUUUUCUGGGUCAGAGCAUCAUUGAGGUUCGAACUCUGAGCGGAGAGAUGGACGUUUGGUACAACCUUGAAAAGAGAACAGAUAAGUCAGCGGUGUCAGGUGCCAUUCGCCUUCAGAUUAGUGUUGAAAUCGAGGGAGAGGAGCAAGUAGCUGCAUAUCAUGUACAGUACACUUGCCUUCAUGAGAAUAUGUUUCACUUCUCAACGGAUGUGGAGGGAGGUGGUAUAGUGAAGAUACCAUCUGCUCAUGGAGACGAUGCAUGGAAGGUCUUCUUUGACGAAUUGCAACAGGAAAUUGUGGAUGAGUUUGCCAUGCGUUACGGUGUUGAGUCGAUUUAUCAGGCCAUGACACAUUUCUCUUGCCUGUCCUCUAAGUACAUGCUGUCAGGGAUACCAGCAGUGAUGAGCACCCUGCUGGCUAACAUCAAUGCCUUCUAUGCCCACCCCACUGCCUCCACAAAUGUCUCUGCUCCCGCUAGAUUUGCAGCCUCUAACUUUGGGGUAAGUGUCUUCCAGUCAAAAUAA
Menidia menidia (Atlantic silverside) is the source of this 1440-nucleotide messenger RNA. NCBI's taxonomy places the organism in Eukaryota, Metazoa, Chordata, Actinopteri, Atheriniformes, Atherinopsidae. The record is from the annotation of a GenBank genome assembly.